CGCUCUAGGUUUCAGUUGCAGAAUCGACGCGAGAGAGUCAGACACGUAGCCGAUGUUGCGCAAAAAUUACAGCACCAAUUUUAGCAACAACAAUUUUUUUGUGCCAUUGUAACGUGAGACACAUACGGAGAUCAAUCUGAAAGCAGGGAAAGGUCUUCUGGGGACGUUUUUAUUUACAGGGUAAAGGGAUAAAAGCGCUGAGCCACUUUCUCUUUCCUUUCCUGUCCUCCCCUUUGUUUAGUCCUCCAGUGGCCUGUUCACUUCAGUUUCGCUGACUGAACGAGGCACUUCCUCUUAGAGUCUCAGCGCCUCCUUACGGAUCCCAGCGUGGCCUCGGUCCCCGCACCUGGAGUCUAAUGCUUGUGGAGGAUGAGUCCCGCACUAGAAGCUAUCAUGCAGGCGGAGCAACAGAGAUAUUCCAGCAAAGGGGUGCUGCUUGAGCCCUUUGUACACCAGGUGGGGGGUCACUCCUGCGUGCUCCGCUUCGGCGAGCAGACCAUCUGCAAGCCCCUCAUCCCCCGGGAACACCAGUUCUACAAGAGCCUCCCAGCCGAGAUGAGGAAGUUCACACCGCAGUACAGAGGUGUGGUAUCAGUUGGCUUUGAGGAGGAUGAGGAAGGGAACCUGUGCCUCAUCGCGUACCCCCUGCACAGUGAGCCAGGGAACCUCGAGAACAUGGACCCCACCGACUGCGAGCCCAAAAACAAGAUGAUGAAAUGGGGCAACAAGAAGCCAUCUGGUUUGCUCCUGGAGAGCGACAACUAUGGCAAGGACAGAACCAGACUGAUGCGCAAAGAGGACAAACUCAAAAGUCACAACCGUGAGGACCAUCAGCAGGCUGAGGUUCUGUACUACAGCUUGGAAAAAGGCAACAUGGUGCCACAAAUCAAGCACAACCCCUGGAGCCUCAAAUGCCACCAGCAGCACUUACAGAGGAUGAAGGAGAACUCCAAACACCGUAACCAGCACAAAUUCAUCCUGCUUGAGAACCUGACAUGGCGACACACAAUGCCCUGCGUGCUGGACCUGAAGAUGGGAACACGUCAGCAUGGGGACGAUGCCACGGAAGAGAAGAAGGCCAACCAGAUACGAAAGUGCCAGCAGAGCACGUCGGCCUCCAUUGGAGUACGGCUGUGUGGCAUGCAGGUAUAUCAGUCAGAGUCAGGGCAGCUCAUGUUCAUGAACAAGUACCAGGGGCGCAAGCUGACGCUGGCAGGCUUCAAAGAGGCGCUCUACCAGUUCUUUCAUGACGGGAGCCGACUGCGGCAGGAGCUGCUGUCUCCAGUACUGCGGCGGCUGCGUGAUAUGAAGGCUGCCCUGGAGUCCUGCGAGUCGUACCGCUUCUACUCCAGCUCACUGCUCAUCAUCUACGACGGCCAGCCUCCGCGUGUGCGUCGCCCGCGCCACAGAGGGGGCGAGGAGGGCGAGGAGGAUGAGCUCUCAGAGGAGGAGGAAGAGGAGGAGGGCCAGGGCUUCCCCUGCGGUGGUGCAGCAGCCAGCGGGAGUGGAGGCGGGGUGGGAGUGGCCAGCCGGUCUCCCGUCGGAGAGGGGAGCCCCUCGGUGGACGUGCGCAUGAUUGACUUUGCCCACACCACCUGCCGCCAUUACGGUGAGGACAGCGUGGUGCAUGAGGGCCAGGACAGUGGCUACAUCUUCGGCCUGCAGAACCUCAUCACCAUCAUUUCUGAGCUGGAGGACCACAGCGCAGACUAGGCCUCGCUCAGGCUCUGAACUUAAAACAUGUGGGCACAAAACCCACUCCUCCGUGUGUGAGUUCACACAUCUCGGGUUUCCCGGCUUCCCGCGAGAGCAUUUGGGAGAGCGAGAGGGACGUCCCUACACCUGGUGCCCGACCGGUUGGGACAGAACUGCUAGAGCUCUGCCAGGGCUCUGCCAGGUUUCUAUGACAGCACUACAGCUGCUCAUUAUGUGCAAGGGAUGGCAGCGGCGGCCAUUUUAGGAGGCGUCUAUGGUGUCUUCACUUGUUUACUGACUCAGAGCCCUCUACCCUUCGUCUACUGUUACACAUUUUUGUUCCUAGGCAAAACGACUUGAAGUCAAGUAGCAAUCAAAAGCUUACCCUGUAAAAUAAGAAGAAGCCUGUUACAGGCUCUGUGAUCCUUGAACCCUUGUUCAAGCUGCCUGUUCUAUAGAGAAUGGCAGGGUGGGGGUUCAUCCAUCAGACAUUUCACAUGUGUUCUGACCAGAUUCCAGAGGUGUGCAUCUACAGACUGCACAGUACUGCUGAAGGGUCUGGAAGUAAAGAGACCAAGUGAGAGAGAUGAUUUUCAACUGAAAGGAGAAGGAUUGACAGGUUCAAGGGAGAAAUGAACUUUACUUCAAUCAACCAACUCUCCCACUCCCUUAUACCCUGAAAGCUAAUGAAGGGAUGAUCUUAAGAAGAAUGAGAGACUAAAAUUUAUUUACAAGGGACAGCAUCAGCACAGUUUAUAUUUCCUGAUAUUCUGUCCCAGGCCUCUUCAUUCCUGCAGUGGUGGCAAAGGCAGAAACUAUAUUGAAAUAAAUAAUAGAACUAUAGAGACUAUACUUUAUUUAUUUGCCAUAUUUCUUAAAACAAACUAAAAUGAAGAAGACAUUCCAUAUUACUGUUUUUCAUGUUAUAAUAAUGAUAUUAAUAAAUAUUGUUAUUUGACAGAUACUUCUGUCUUAUAUACCUGUGUCAACAGUAUGUUGGAGGAAAAAUAAAAAAAUGAUUUCUUUGCUGUAAA
Molecule: messenger RNA, 2729 nt
Organism: Conger conger (European conger)
Lineage: Eukaryota; Metazoa; Chordata; Actinopteri; Anguilliformes; Congridae
Gene: ip6k2b
Product: inositol hexakisphosphate kinase 2b
Exons: 5
Coding region: 370-1713 (447 amino acids)
Biological process (GO): inositol phosphate biosynthetic process; phosphatidylinositol phosphate biosynthetic process
Cellular component (GO): cytoplasm; nucleus
Molecular function (GO): inositol hexakisphosphate kinase activity
Source: RefSeq, a predicted model, not a curated record